CGAUAUUUAGCGAAAUCAUUUUGGUCAUUUAAUGGCUCAUGUUGAUCCUUUGGAAUUAGAAGAUAGAAAUGAGUCUUGGAACUUCAACAAAAAACAAGUGAUAACUAAGCUAAAUAGUUGCAUUGCUAAAUUAGGUUCUAUGGAAAAAAUGAUCAAACUACCUUUUUUAACUUGGAUUGCUGAUGAUGUACCAAAUAGAACGUUAGCGCUAGGAGACAUUCUAAAUCGUUUCGAAAAAGUAUAUUGUAAAUAUAUUGGUCACCAAGGUGCAUACACGAAUCAACUGGCAAUCAAACAAUGGUUGGUGCGUGAAUUAGAAUCCCCGGGUGAGAAAGUCACAAAAUUGGAGAAACAGAUAGCACUUAAAAGAUUAAUCAAAGCGACAGUAUUUGAAGAUUUUUUAAUUAAGCAAUGGCCCGGAGAAAUACAAAUGAGUUUAUCAGGAUGUGAAAGUAUUAUACCAGCACUAGCUCAAAUUAUAGAUACAUCAUCAGUGUACGGAGUAGAUAGGAUUACAAUGGGACUGACGUUUCGUGGCCGUUUGAAUAUAUUAGCAAAUGUUGUAAAAAAACCGUUGGCCCAAAUAUUUACAGCAUUUAAUAGCAUACUACCAAAUCAAAUAGGUUCGGGCGAUAUUAAAUGUCAAUUAGGUACAACAAAUGAAUUUUUAAAUUUAACAUCGCAUAAAAAUGUUCGGAUAUCUGUCUCGGCAAAUCCAGCACAUUUGGGUGCAAUAGGUGCAGUUGUAUGUGGUAAAACACGUGCCCAAAUGUUCUAUGCAAAUGAUUUAGAGGGUAAACGAUGUUUGCCAAUAAUCGUACAUGGUGAUGCUGAAAUUACUGGAUUGGGUGUAUGUUUUGAAACAGUUAAUUUAAGUAAAUUACAACAUUAUGGUACACAUGGUACAAUCCAUUUAAUCAUUAACAAUCAAAUGACUGGUACAACAGCGACAGGGCCACUGCGUUCAAGUAUUUAUUGUAAUAGUAUUGGACGAACAAUUGAUGCACCAAUCAUACAUGUAAAUGGUGAUGAUGUUCCGAGUGUAAUAUAUGCAGCAAAAUUAGCAGCUGAAUAUCGCGCACGGUUUGGUGGCGAUGUAUUCUUGGAUAUUUUAGGUUAUAGACGAUUUGGUGUUUCAGAAACUGAUUCCAUGCAAACAGAACCAAUUAUAUAUUCAAAAAUUAAAGAAAAACAUCCAGUAUUAGAAAAAUUUUACGAUGAAAUGUUAGCAGAAAAAUUAAUUACCGAAGGUGAAUAUCAGACAUUUGAACAAGCGUUCGAAAAAUCAUUGAGAGCUGCAUACGAUCAAUCUAAAGAGGAAUCAAUUAUUAAACCAAAAAAUUGGCUCGAAUCAUCAUGGCAAGGAUUUUUUGAAGGCAAAGAUUUAUUAUAUUGCGCACCAACUGGUAUUCCCGAGGAUACAAUUGUACAUAUUGCUAAAGUAUUUUCAUUCCCUCCACCUGGUAGAAAUUUUGUUGCACAUCCUGUUUUAACUCGCAUAUUAAAGGGCCGUGCUAAAAUGUUAGAAAAUCGAGAACUUGACUGGGCAAUGGGUGAAGCAAUAGCAUUCGGUUCAUUACUUAAAGAUGGAAUCCAUGUACGACUUUCGGGACAAGAUGUGGAGCGUGGGACAUUUGGACAUCGUCAUCAUGUUAUACAUCAUCAAACGUCACAAUCGGCAAAAUAUUAUCCAUUGAGUAAUUUGUAUCCAGAUCAAGCAGCCUAUAUUGUGUGCAACAGUAGUUUGUCUGAAUACGGUGUCUUAGGAUUCGAACUUGGCUAUAGUUUAAUAAGUCCAAAUCAACUUGUAAUGUGGGAGGCACAAUUUGGAGAUUUUUCAAAUAACGCUCAAGUUAUAUUUGACCAGUUUAUUGCAUCUGGUGAACGGAAAUGGAUUCGUCAAAGUGGUUUAGUGAUAAAAUUACCACAUGGGAUGGAAGGAAUGGGAUCAGAGCAUUCAAAUGCACACUUAGAACGAUUUUUAACGUUGAGCAACGAUGAUCCUGAAAAUAUACCGGAUGCAAAUGAUGAAUUAUCUAGUUUAAAACAAUUGUUGAAUUGUAACAUUAUUGUAGCGAAUUGUACGACACCCGCAAAUUAUUUUCAUAUUAUACGUAGACAAAUUUUAUUACCGUUUCGUAAACCAUUAUUUAUUUUGACACCAAAAUCACUUUUAAGAUUACCAGCAGCCAAAAGUUCUUUUGAUGACAUUUCUGGCCAAACAGAUUUCCAUCGAGUACUGCCAGAAUCUGGACCAGCCAGCGAAAACCCACCUCGAGUAAAAAAGUUAUUAUUUUGCAGUGGCAAAGUGUAUUAUGAUUUGGUUGAUGCGAGAGCAAAAAAUAAUAUAACGGAUCAAAUUGCUAUAGUUCGAGUUGAACAGUUAGCACCUUUUCCAUAUGACAAAGUCCAAAAAGAGUUACAAAAAUAUGAUCGAGCAAUAACAAAAGCAUGGGUUUCAGAGGAGCACAGAAAUACAAGUGCGUGGUUUUAUGUUGAACCACGAUUCCAUUUCCUAGGAGUUCAUGAAUUAAAGUACAUUGGCCGCUUGUCAAGUAGCGCACCUGCAGCUGGAUAUCACCGCACACAUCAUAGAGAGAGAGUAAAAAUGUUAGAAGAUGCAAUGGCUCUUUGAGAACAAGUGUAUUAACGUUUUUUUGUAUGAGUAAUUUCUUUUUUUUCCAUGAAUGAAAACAAAUGAAACCAAUUACCUUGGACUAUAAGAAAAAGGAAAAUCAUGAGCGUUUAUUUAUUAAUGAUAUUAAU
Molecule: messenger RNA, 2766 nt
Organism: Chrysoperla carnea
Lineage: Eukaryota; Metazoa; Arthropoda; Insecta; Neuroptera; Chrysopidae
Product: 2-oxoglutarate dehydrogenase, mitochondrial-like
Exons: 11
Coding region: 32-2635 (867 amino acids)
Biological process (GO): tricarboxylic acid cycle
Cellular component (GO): oxoglutarate dehydrogenase complex; mitochondrion
Molecular function (GO): thiamine pyrophosphate binding; oxoglutarate dehydrogenase (succinyl-transferring) activity
Source: RefSeq, a predicted model, not a curated record